Cucumis melo (muskmelon) is the source of this 850-nucleotide messenger RNA. Its product is annotated as small polypeptide DEVIL 13-like. The transcript is spliced from 2 exons. NCBI's taxonomy places the organism in Eukaryota, Viridiplantae, Streptophyta, Magnoliopsida, Cucurbitales, Cucurbitaceae. The record is from RefSeq and is a predicted model, not a curated record. Gene Ontology annotation, biological process: negative regulation of cell population proliferation. The coding region runs from base 182 to 526 and encodes 114 amino acids.
CUCUUUCACUUCCCCAUUUUUCUCUCAUUCUCUGUCUACAAACACAACCUCUAGAUCUCCAUUUUCCACACAAAUUAUAAAUCUCCAAAUUCCCAUAAUAUUUGUUUUAUUUGUUGCUCCUCAUCCAAAGUAAAAAUUAAAUCUUCUUCUUCAUCCCCCCAUCAUAAUUUUCCUCCAUUACAUGGAAGAAAAAUGGAAAGUUUCAAAAAAGGAAUCAUCCUCAUCAUCUUCCUCCUCCUCCUCCUCCUCCAAAUCAAUAUUUUCAAGAAGCGGUUCCACAAGAAGCACUUCCGCAAAAUUACCAUUACUAAGAAGCUUAUCUCAAAAACAACACACCCCUUCCUCCUCCGCCGGAAAGUCUCCGUCCGAAAAUCUUCGCCGCAGCUCUUCCCAAAAACAUUCGUCUUCUUCUUCAUCCAUUGGCCACAAAUGUAGCAGCUUAGCCAAAGAACAGAAGGCUAGAUUUUACAUCAUGCGCCGAUGUGUCGCGAUGCUUGUUUGUUGGCAUAAACAUGGGGAUCCGUGAACCUUCUUCAUACACCGCCGCUCUACACAAUCUUCAUCCCCCCCUUUUCUUUCCCUUUCUUCUUCCCAUCAAAAAAGAAAGACCGUCGGAUGGAUAUAUGAACUAUGAAGAUUCAACACUUAAAAGAGAUUCAACGGUGGUGGUGGAAGUUCAUAUAUUGGAGAGGUUUACGCUUAAGCUACAAAGACAUAGAGAAAAUCAAUGGUAUAUAUAUUUGAAGUCAAUUCUCUAUUUGAUUGAUUUGAGGUUUUAUGGGUGAAAUCAAAAGGAAAGUUGUGAUGGCUACUUAAAGUUAAUAUAGUAAUAUACAAUUAUUGAGAGAGA